Messenger RNA from Brugia malayi, 1242 nucleotides. RefSeq lists its product as uncharacterized. The coding region runs from base 1 to 1242 and encodes 413 amino acids. The record is from RefSeq and is a predicted model, not a curated record. The transcript has 9 exons. Gene Ontology annotation, cellular component: acetylcholine-gated channel complex. Lineage: Eukaryota; Metazoa; Nematoda; Chromadorea; Rhabditida; Onchocercidae.
AUGCACUUCUUAAGCAUCAUCACUACAUUACUUCUUUUACAUUUAAAAUUUGACAUUACUGCGACCAAUAUUCUGGACGAUUAUACGAUUUGUAAGGCCGACGGUUUCAGUCGUGCUUCACUGUUAUGUGAUGUUGACGAUACGCUGGCUUUUCACACCCAGCAGAAGAUUAUCUCGUUGCUUAAUGACCUUCAGCGAAAGGUUAAAUGUAACUGCGAAAGUGGAUGCGAGCGUCCAGAUGGAAACAACAGGUAUAUCGGUGUUCUUCUCGUUACAAAUUCAACGAAAGUUGCUGAUAGCGAUGAGCCAUUAAAUGAAAUAGCCAAGAAGAUUUUCUAUGACGCACAGUUAGGCAAUGCACAUUGCGACAAUGGAUUUCUUAUUAUCUAUAUAAAGGACAAAAAGCAGUUAGUGACAUAUCACGGUGGCGAUUCUUAUAUUUUUCUGGACACGAAAGAUCUAGUAACACUGCACAGCCUGGCUAUCAAAAACAAGCCGUCGGAUGAUGCUCUCGCAUUGCAGUACUUUUUAUCGAAUUAUAACGAUGUACGGAAAGCGGAAAGAGCUGAAAUCUGGACGCCUAUUAUUGGACUCUUUUUGGCUAUUAUCAUUGUACUCGUAAUCCUAGCAAUAUUGUUAACCUUGUUCUUGGCUCGAUUUUGUUGUUGCUGUGCAAAACGUAUAAAGGAUGAAGAUGAAAUAUACCAAACAGGUACGAUGGGAGGAUCUAGAAAAAUAUUGAUUGCAACUCCUACGCUUGAACGAAUUUAUGGAUCGCCAGGAGAUGCUAUUUACAGCACUCCAUAUUGUGGGACUCCACUCCCACCGCCCCAUUUGCCUGUUUUUAAAGCAGAGAUAUACCCCGGGUCACUGCGAAGCUCAUCUCAGACCGCUACACCAGCAUCGGUCAAAAAACAUCGGAUACGACCACUGUAUUCUCCUGCUUCACGCGGUAUAUCUCCCAGUGAUACACUGACUAUAAGUCGAUUGCAGAACAGCAAGGUCGACGACUCAACUCAGACAAAUGGUAAUUCGUCAUUAGAAGAUAUAUUAGAAGUGAAACGACUGGAACCUCCAAUUCAAGGAAGUACUUCGGUGAAGUCAGGUGGUAACAUAUUGUUACCGCGAAUAGCUGAAACUUCCAGUGGCCAACGCUCUACUGGUUGUACGGAAUCAGAUUUAUCGUUCUUGGAUCCAAAACGGCAACAAGAAGUACAAACACGUACUGAUUUUAUUUACUAA